UGAAAAGAAAUCUCGUGCUGUAGACCGAGACUGAAAUUAAAAGUGUUUGUCAGCAUCACGUUCUUGAAUAGUAGAGUGAAUCGUGUCUUGAAGUGUAUCCAUCGUCAUUUUAUUUGGCUAUUUACAUUUGAGUUUUGAUAUUGAAACCGAUAUUGCCAACACUAUCAACAAGGCACCCGACUAUAUCUGCUAUUUUAUCAUUAACAUUUACAUUCUCAGUACUUUUCGCAAAUUUUUCACAAACAAGCGAGAGUCAUACUAGUGAUACUUUAUUCAAUUAAUUCAAUUGAACAAUCAUCAUAACAUUCGAAAACAGCCCGUACAAUCAAACAAAACAUCGAGUAAGACUGAGUCUAACAACCACUCUGCAUUGUAUCCAUCAUACUAUAAGACUAUUUUAACAAUAAUAAAAGUGAUAUAGCACCAUGGGCAGAAGAAAAAUAGAGAUCCAGCCCUUGACGGAUGACAGAAACAGAACAGUAACGUUUGUCAAACGUAAGGCUGGGCUUUUCAAGAAAGCACACGAGUUGGCCGUGCUUUGUCAGGUAGAUCUUGCGGUGAUCAUAGUUGGUUCCAACAACAAGAUCUACGAAUUUUCGUCUGUGGACACCGGCGAAUUGAUCAAAUCGUACCAGCAUACAUGUAAAACCAAGCAGCCGCAGGAGCUGAAACUGCCGGAGAACUACGGAAACUACAGGAAGAAAAAGUUUCUAAAUGAGUCUUUGUCGAGAAAGUCUGGAGCGUCCGUGCUAGAAGAGGUUGAUCAUGAUAUGGAUGAAAACGAGGUCGAUUCUGAAUACGAUAGCGAUUCACCAGAGCCUAAGAGACACAAAAGAUCGUACAGCGAUUACUCUAAGAAUACUAAUUCAAAGGUGUUCAACAGCAACAGGCCGCCUCCACCACCUCCACCUCACCAUAUCUCUCUUUCAAACAUGCCUACUUUCAACAAUCCUACAACGUUUAGAAUGAAAGAAGACGACAUCAACACUCCUGGAAGCACUGCUUCAAAUGCUACGGACAAGGUCUCACACAAGCGGGAUGACUCGACUUCUAGUAACCAAAGACCGGUGCUAAGAGUCCAAAUUCCAACUGAUGCCAAGAGUAAUUCACUGAAUAACAAGAGCUCCAUCAACGAUAGUGCCCGUACCAUUACUGCCAUCGACACCAACAUGCAAAAUACGUCUAACAAUCUUAACAUCAACAAUAAUCAUAUUAACCAGAAUCAUAACCAAAAUCAUACUAAUAAUAGUAACUUGCCGAACAUCAACACCCCGAAAUACUCGAGCUUUGCAUCGUUCAGAUCACCUGAUUCACGUAAACCAACGCUACCUCUACCUAUACAAUCAAAGUCACAGACUUCAUCACCUGCCAGUGCCACGGCUCCUCCUUUGCCAAUCGUUAAUAACGGAGCCAACAUGGCCAUUAACAGUAAUGUAGCCAACCCUAACGCCAUGUACUACUCAUCUAUACCCCAGGGAUCACCGUCAAAUCCAUAUCCCAAUGGAAUUCUCCCAACACCCAUACUUAACCAGGUAUUCAACCAACAGUAUGGUCAGCAGCUUGCGAAUGGAAAUGAUCCUCAUUCUGGGAAUGCAAAGUUCCGACCUCCAAUAUUCACCAACUUACCCAACAACGUUGGAGAACAGACUCCUAUUUCGGGACUUCCCUCGAGAUAUGUCAACGACAUGUUUCCAUCGCCUUCCAACUUCUACGCACCUCAAGAUUGGCCUAGUGGAAACACUGGAAUGACGCCCAUCCAUGCCAACAUCCCUCAAUACUUCAUGAACAUGUUACCCUCGGCCGGUCCGUCCAGCGCAUUUCCGGGAAAUCCAGGGACCAAGUUGCCUGCGAAUGUACAGCAGCAACAGACAUCUCCAGCUCCCGCAACAGUGCCUCCUAAAGACGGACCUCUUUCACCAACUAUCUUCAUGGGAACGAAUGCGAAGAUUAAGCUAGAGGAGAAGAAGGAUAGUAAGUGAGACUGCCACUUUAGCAGUAUAACUUGUACUUAUAGACAUAUACCUUUUGAAACGAGAUCCAAUGAACAUUUACCAGAGAUGAGUAGCACAC
Molecule: messenger RNA, 2070 nt
Organism: Scheffersomyces stipitis CBS 6054
Lineage: Eukaryota; Fungi; Ascomycota; Pichiomycetes; Serinales; Debaryomycetaceae
Gene: RLM1
Product: Rlm1p
Exons: 2
Coding region: 426-1979 (517 amino acids)
Biological process (GO): positive regulation of transcription by RNA polymerase II
Molecular function (GO): RNA polymerase II cis-regulatory region sequence-specific DNA binding; protein dimerization activity; DNA-binding transcription factor activity, RNA polymerase II-specific
Source: RefSeq, a predicted model, not a curated record